AUGUUGUUUUUUCUUUUUUGUAAUUACCAGGAUGAACGUAUCGUAUUUGAUUAUUUAUCUGCCCACAAAUUUGACAAAGCAUUGAAGGAAGAUGUACAGGAUAAUAGAUAUAGUACGUAUUACAAUGGAAUAAGUGCCCUGAAUAAAAUAUUCCCAUGGAUAGGUGACUUAUCUAAGAAGCUAAGUAGAAAUAUAUCUUUUGUACAUGAUAGUUAUAUUCCUGGCGAUGAAUUCAAUAAGAAGCGCUGUUAUGAUUUAAAUUUUUGGUUACAUGACCAAGUCUAUAAAAACCUGCAAUCAUCAAAGAAGAGCACUGAAUAUUUGGGGGGUAUUGUCGAUAAGCUUCAAAGCGUGUGGCAAGAUAUUGUUGAUAAGGAGUUUCAAGGUCGUGUUUUUACAUGUCUUCCGGAUAAAAAAUUACUCCUUAACAUGCAAUUUUUGCAAGAAAUUAAGGAUUUAUUUGAUUUUUUUCAGGAUUAUAGUGAAAUAAAAGGGGAAAUUAUUGCUAAACCUCUUGAGGCAUGCCUUAAGUAUGUUGAUUAUCUUAGACAAAAGCUUCCAAUAUAUUAUACAUGGAGAGACUCAUGCGUAAAAGAAGAGUACACCUGUAAAAGAUAUAUCGAUGAUUAUAUGAGAUAA
Plasmodium vivax (malaria parasite P. vivax) is the source of this 639-nucleotide messenger RNA. RefSeq lists its product as hypothetical. The record is from RefSeq and is a predicted model, not a curated record. The transcript has a single exon. The coding region runs from base 1 to 639 and encodes 212 amino acids. NCBI's taxonomy places the organism in Eukaryota, Apicomplexa, Aconoidasida, Haemosporida, Plasmodiidae.